AUGCUUGACGCGCUGCGCAAAGGCGCCGGUACCUGGCUUGCCAAACUGUUUAUCGCACUGUUGAUUUUUAGUUUCGCCAUUUGGGGCGUAACGGAUUUUCUGCAGGGUUUCGGUCAGAACACGGCGGCCAAGGUAGGUGACACGGAAGUUUCGCUCCUUGAAUUCGACCGCACCUACAGGCAGGACCUCAAUCGGCUGUCGCAGCAGUUUCGCCGCCCGCUCACGCGCGAGGAAGGGGCUGCUCUUGGCGUUCCCCAGCAGGCAUUGGGCAGGUUGGUCGCAGAAGCUGCGCUGAACAAUACAGCUCAGGAUCUGCAACUUGGCAUUUCGGACAAGCGGCUGGCCGCUCUCAUUCAGGCCGACCCUGCAUUUCGCGGGCUCAGCGGCACAUAUGACCGCAGCAGACUGGAUCAGGUCCUCCGGGCAAAUGGUUAUCAGGAAGACGAAUAUGUCGUGCAGCGCCGCAAGAUAGCGGAACGAAAUCAGCUCGCUGAAGCUCUCGCCGGCAACAUGAACGCGCCAAUCAGCUAUCUCGAGGCCUUGUCUGCAUAUCAAUCCGAGACCAGAUCCGUAGAUUUUCUUCUUGUAACUCCCGAAUCUGUUGGCGAGAUCGAAGAUCCGUCGCCAGAUAUUCUCAACGCGUAUUUUGAGGAGAACAAGGCUGGCUUCAGGGCACCGGAAUACCGGGAAAUCAAGUUUCUGGCGUUGACCCCGGAAACCCUUGCACGGCCCAAAGACGUUGUCGAAGAAGACGCCCGCGCCGAGUAUGAACAAAGGGCAUCGGACUAUUACCAGCCUGAACGCCGCAAAGUUCUCCAAAUGUCGUUCCCGUCCAAGGAGGCCGCGGAAGAGGCCGCCUCCGAAUUGGCCGGCGGCAAGACAUUCAGUGAGCUGAUGAGCGAGCGCAACCUGACGAACAACGACGUCGCGCUCGGCGUAAUGGCAAGAAACGACUUCCUGGACGAAACCCUCGGGAGUGCCGCAUUCGCACUUGAAGAAGGCGCCUCGAGCGGUGCGGUUGAAGGCCGGUUUUCGACUGUCAUCCUGAACGUUGAGGAAAUUCUGCCGGAAAGCACUCGUCCUUUUGACGAGGUAAAGGACGAAAUCAUCCAGGCGCUCGCCACCGAGCAGGCCGAGCGCGAGAUACUCGACCUGCUGGACGAAAUCGAAGACGCGCGCGCCGGCGGGGCUCUGCUGGAGGAAAUUGGCGAACGCUUUUCAUUGCCGGUCGUGUCGGUUGAAGCAUUCGACCAGAACGGGAAGUCCAGUUCCGGUGGCGAUGUAGACCUGCCUGCUGCCGACGGACUAGUCGCCGGAACUUUUGAAAGCGACAUCGGGAUUGAAAAUGAUGUUCUGCAAUUCGGAGAGCAGGGAUUUCUCUGGUACGAAGUGGACAAGGUCAUUCCUGAACGCGACCAGACGCUCGAUGAAGUCAGGAACGAAGUUGUUUCAACCUGGAAAUCAGACGAGAUGACCAGGCGGCUGAACGAAACGGCGUCCGAUUAUCUGACCAAGCUGAACAACGGAACAUCCUUUGAAAAUCUUGCCGGGGAAACCGGACUGGAAGUGAGAACGGAAGAGAACAUUGCUCGCAAUGCCCCGUCCGGCUAUUUCAGCCAGGAAGCAAUUUCGCAGGUCUUUGGUGGUCCGGUCGGUACAAGUGCGGUGGCAAACUCGUCGGACGGGAACACUCGUCUGGUAUUGAAAGUGUCCGCGGCCAAUGUACCUGCCUUCGAUGCCGCAUCUCCGGCCAUUGGGGCGCUCGACGAGCAGCUGUCUCAGCAGAUGCGUGACUCUCUCAUUGGUCAAUUUAUCACUGACCGCGAAAAUGAAGCUGGCGUCGAGAUCAACCAGGCAGGCGUUGCCCAGGUGAUCGGCUUGACACAAAACUGA
This is a messenger RNA of Effrenium voratum, 1893 nucleotides long. NCBI's taxonomy places the organism in Eukaryota, Dinophyceae, Suessiales, Symbiodiniaceae. The record is from the annotation of a GenBank genome assembly.